Messenger RNA from Austrofundulus limnaeus, 3982 nucleotides. RefSeq names its product BEN domain containing 3 (gene bend3). The coding region runs from base 195 to 2597 and encodes 800 amino acids. Gene Ontology annotation, biological process: negative regulation of transcription by RNA polymerase II; rDNA heterochromatin formation. The record is from RefSeq and is a predicted model, not a curated record. Gene Ontology annotation, cellular component: heterochromatin. The transcript is spliced from 4 exons. NCBI's taxonomy places the organism in Eukaryota, Metazoa, Chordata, Actinopteri, Cyprinodontiformes, Rivulidae. Gene Ontology annotation, molecular function: rDNA binding.
GCUGCCGUCGUCACGCUCAGUUCGCGCGAGACGGCCGAGAAGACGAGCGAGAGAAAUCCAAGAAAAACAAAAACAAAACAUUAAAACAAAAACAAGACGACARUUACCUCCCGAAUAAAGCACCGCCACGGCCCCGCAGGCGCGCCCGGCGUUCUCCCGACCGCCUCGAAGGAUGACACGGAAGCGAAAAGGCUAUGAGUUCCUGUGAGCAUGGAGAGAUCUCAGAAGAAGCGAUGCUUGAAAAAGAACACAUGCAGGCCUGGGACGUUAAGGAGGAGGAGGAGGAGGGAGAUCUUGCUAUUUGUGAGUYGUCUCGAAGACAUGAAGGAGGAUCUCCUGGGGUCACAGAGGUCAAUAAAAGGUCUGCAGAGACCGGCUCGGAUCCACGUCAGUCGGCCAGGAGCAAGAGAGCUCGAGUUUGUAGUGAGAUGAGGCACUUGUUGAGGGAUAAAGGCAGCAGACAGGAGCCUCUUUGCCCCACCACAGUUGGGGAAAAGGGAGACCCCCUUCAGGAGAAAUCCAGGUCUUCCUACAGAAAGCCUCUUUUCAGCAUCUCCCACAGGAUUGCAGAGAAAAGGAAUCCUCCGAGCCUGGAGCAGCAGGUCAAUCACAACAGCUUCAACAGCCUCCUUUCACCGAGGCUYCAGAGUCCGGACCAGAACGGUUCCCUGGAGACUCUCGCCGCCACCGACGCCUCGGGCCAAACGUCGACAACAGACUCCAACCUUUACCCCCUGAUCGAGAAGAUGUUUUUCAUCCUGAACACGCUGAACUCCAGCGUGACUCAGCUGCACAGCAAAGUGGACUCGUUAACCCUGGAAGUCAUGCGGAUCAAGAAGCAGAUCAAACCGGCCGAGAGGGCGGCSGAGUUCCAUCCUCCCCCCGAGUACCUGCUGACCCACGACGAGCUGAGUCAGCUGACGGAGCACACGUCCAGCGCCGGCGAGCUGGGCUGCCGGCUGCUCGUGCACCUCUUCCCCGAGCUCUUCAAAGCCGGGGAGUGCUGCCGCGACUGCCCGGCGAGCAGGAGGACUCUGGAGCCUCUGCACCUGCAGCUGAUCCGGAACUACGUGGAGGUCUGCUACCCGUCUGCGAGAAGCAACGGCGUGUGGCAGGACGAGUGCCUCCUCCAGAUCAGCGACUUCUUCAACCGCUUCUGGACGCAGCGGGACGUGGAGAGCGCUCGGCCGAUGAAGAUGCCGCCGGACGCCGCCGUGAAGACGGAGCGUCCUCAGACGUUUUGUUUCAUCGACGAGCGGGGUCAGGAGGAGCAAAUCCCUGUGGGGAACCAGCAGAGCAGCCUGGCGGGGUCAGACACCGCCUUCCACUCUGCAGAGGAGCUGGAUGAGUUCUCCUCGCCCGAGGACUUUGUGGUUUUCCUCACACACCGCCUCCUCCCCGAGGUUUUCGAGGAAGGGAGACAUCCAGACGGCUCCAGCGUUCUGGAUWCGGACAAGAUGGAAAUCAUCCGGCGGUACAUGGAGGCGAACUUUCCCGACGUGCCUGAGGACAGCUGGCUCCAGGUGUGCRUCCAGCACCUGGAGGACGCCCUGGAGAGUCCGCGCAGCAACGGGAGCGAGUCCGACAACGUGAACGGCGAGAGCUACGACCCGGGCCUCCCCGAAGACGUUUCCGUCCGGCUGCCAGGAGCGRGCGAGUCCGAGAGACCCAACCGCAAGUCCAAGAAAUCGCUCCUAGCACCCGUGGAUUUCGAAAACCUGGAGAUUCCUCCGCCGGACUUCGCCGUUCCCCGGGAGUACAUUUUGUCCAGAGAGCAGCUGAGGAGCAACUACGAGUGCAGCUUGUCCAUCGGCAACUUCGCCUCCCGCCUGCUGGUGCUCACGUUCCCCGAACUCUUCACCCACGAGAACGCCAGGAAGAAGUACAACUGCAGCGGCUCCCUCGGGAAGAAGCAGCUGGACCCCGUCCGCGUGAACCUUAUCCGCCACUACGUGCAGCUGGUCUACCCGCAGGCCAGGAACGACCGAGUCUGGAUGCUGGAGUUCGUGGGGAAGCUKGACGAGCGGUGCCGGAGACGCGACACGGAGCAGAGGAGGUCCUACAUGCAGCAGCGUAAGGUCUACGGUCAGGACCCGGAGCAGGACUUCCUCUGCCAGAUCAGCCACUUCCACCCAGACGCCCUGAGAGAAGACCUGGAUCUUCAAACUCUACCUCCGGAGAAGAGCAGCAAAGAUUUCUGUAAGAUCCCCCUGGACAAGCUGACCGUGUCCAGCCCCGGCUUCCAGGUACCGUCCGCCUACCUGCUGUCAGACGCCGAGGUCCGGGAGAUCRUCCAGCAGAGCCUCUCGGUGGGGAACUUCGCCGCCCGCCUGCUGGUGCGCCUCUUCCCGGAGCUGUUCACCUCCGAGAACCUGCGGCUGCAGUACAACCACUCGGGCGCCUGCAACAAGAAGCAGCUGGACCCGGUGCGGCUGCGGCUCAUCCGGCACUACGUGGAGGCCGUGUACCCCGUGGACAAGAUGGAGGAGGUGUGGCACUACGAGUGCGUGCCGAGCAUCGAUGAGCGCUGCCGGCGGCCCAACCGGAAGAAGUGCGACAUCCUCAAGAAAGCCAAGAGGUCGAACACCGUCUCCUAGUGUCCCUCGUCACUUCCUGUUCGUAACAUUUCUCAGUAUAUAAGCUGAAAUCACCUGAACUUUGAUUAAAAAAGUAUAAAAAUAUGUCCGACGUAGGAUGAAGCCAAGCUGUUACUUUAACGUUCGCCCGCAGCUGUUCAAGCUCAUGUAGUUGGAUUUUAUUCUGCUCGUAUUUAAAACGACGUUAUUUGUAGCCUUAAAAACAAUAACUACUAUAGUUGAUAAAACUGUAAAGUCGCGCAGUUCCUCCGCUAACGGCGCGUCGCAUUCUCACAGGCAGGUCGACGAGAACAUUUCUCACGUUUUGCUUUUAUACACGACGAGUUUGAAACACAUCAACACGUGUGGUUUAGGUGGAGAGUGAACUGUUGUUUUAAACCGUUUUUAGCCAUUAAUGUGUCAAAACGUUCAGCUCAUUCAGGAGAUAAGUGCCGUGACUUUGAGCUUUUUGUAACUUUUAUACUUUUCAAAAUGUUAAACUUUAUUUGCAAAUUAUUUAUAGAAAAAUGUUGAUCUUUUGAGUUUCAAUAGCAGCUUUCUGAAAUCUGCUUGCUCCUUUUUUGCCUUCUUUUAGCUACAUUAAAUUUGUAGUUAGCGUUCUACCUUUAGCUUUUGUUCUGUUAAUUUUAACUUCUAGAUAUCUGCUAUUUUUAGCUAUGAUUCCCUUAAUUUUAGCUAGCUACUUCUUAGCUGUUACCAACCAUUUGGCUACUUUUAGCUAGCCUUUCAGGGCUACAGAAGCUUUGUGUUCUGGUAAUCGUGAGGCCACAGGUUCAAGCCCAGAUCCGGUUUCCUGCCUCAAACAUGCGCGGUAGAUUAAUCGAUAACUCUAAAUUCUCCGUAGGUGUGAUUGACAGUGAAUGUUUAUCUUUUGUGUCUUUGUGUUGGACUGGAGACACGUCCAGGUGGCCCCCACCAGUGGAGUAACCGCUGCAGACRGGCACCAGUUGCUCCAGACCCAGAAAAGAAAAUGGAUGUUUUUCACCUGUUGUUGCUUUUAGCUCGUGUGUUGCUACGUUUAGCAAUUUGCCUCGUCAGCUUUUAGCUUGUUCUCCUAAUUUAAAGUGCCUGUGACACGCAUAUCCUUCAAAUACAAAAUGUCAAAGAAAACACCUUUAUUUAUUUUUUUUAAUAGUCCAUUUUGUUGCAUAACUGUCAUUCUUUCUUUUGAGCUUGGCUCGGCCAAAGUGAAACAGGAAGUGACAUCAAAGGGGAACUCUUCAAGAAAAACUCUCUGGACUUUGUUUUUUGGUAUUUGAACUCUGACUUGUCUUCAUCUCUGAUAUUGACUCAAAAUAAUCUAAAUAUUCAGAUUCUUCUUUAGUCUGUGUUCACUUUCACAUCACUUCCUGUUAUUUCACAAAAAAAUAUCACCUGUUCAUUUC